Molecule: messenger RNA, 351 nt
Organism: Phalacrocorax carbo (great cormorant)
Lineage: Eukaryota; Metazoa; Chordata; Aves; Suliformes; Phalacrocoracidae
Source: RefSeq, a predicted model, not a curated record
AUGGCUGGUCUGCAGUUCCCUGUGGGUCGUGUCUACAGGUUCCUUAAAAGAGGGAACUACGCUGACAGGAUCAGUCCUGGUGCUGCCAUCUACCUGGCUGCUGUGCUGGAGUACCUGACCGCAGAGAUCCUGGAGCUGGCAGGGAAUGCUGCACAGGAAAACAAGAAAUCCAGGAUCCUGCCCAGGCACAUCCAGCUGGCUGCGAGAAAUGAUGAUGAGCUGAACGAACUCUUCUCCUCUGUGACCAUCCCUCAGGGAGGGGUGUUACCUAAUAUUGUUCCUGAGCUUCUUCCUAAGAAGACCAUCUCACUUAGACCACCCCACAAAUAUGUCCAGUCACAAGAGUUCUAG